This is a messenger RNA of Aspergillus ruber CBS 135680, 726 nucleotides long. The record is from RefSeq and is a predicted model, not a curated record. NCBI's taxonomy places the organism in Eukaryota, Fungi, Ascomycota, Eurotiomycetes, Eurotiales, Aspergillaceae.
UGGUAGCCUGUAAUUUCAAGGUUCUAAAUCACGUUGUGUUUUAUAUCGGAGGUAUAUAUUUCACAUAUGAAGAAGCCAGUGCAGAUUCGAAAGAAGCGUGGUAGUAGUACGCUACUUUACUAAACCACGCCCAAAUAUAUUGCAAAUAUCACCGAAAGAUAGAAAAUUAUAGGCUACUUAGACGUUACCUUAAAUUAAUGCUAGGAGUAAGUAUAUUUUCUACCUUCAACCUUGUGCGGACGCCAGGCGCAGGUUCAGGUACUCGGAAGUCGGAAUCGUCAUCGAUCGUAGGUGGUUAUCUUGCAGUUAUCUUGUGGCCACCCGCAAAUUAUGGCUUUGUCGCAGCCUACCUGCACCCAACUAAUUCUCACGCGGUCAUCACCCUUAGAACGGCAACGAGAAAGGGCAAAAAUAUCAAAACGAAAAUAAAAACAUACAACAGCCGGGAUUCGCUGGUGGUCACCCACCCAACUACUAACCGGCCGGCGUGUGGCUUAAGUACGGCUGAGCGGACGGGAAGCCCUGUUCUCCACACCCUAUGGUCGUAUGUAUUAGAUUUAAUAGAGCAAAAAUAUAUGAGGCAACUGUGAGUGCACAACACACAAGAGGAUGAGCCAUCACCCAACAUCAUACAGUGCUGCGCAACUCCAACUCUUUGAUAUCCUGAUAGUGUCACGGGCUCGGACCAGUAGAUACUAAUAAAAUGACAUUCCUAUCUAAACCAGU